UUUGUGUUUCAAUAUUUUUACCAAAAAAAUAAAAGCAAAUUAACCAUAUUACUCAGCUCAGGCUGUGAAACGAGUAUUCGACCAUGAAUAGAACACUAGAAUAUUCGCUGCUGCAGGACGAUUUGUUAUGCUGCCGUGUUUGUUUAAUGACGGACUGUAGACUGUACAACAUACAUGAGUAUAAACUCGCCGAUACCUUUACUCGCAUCUCUGGGACUCCUGUGUCGCGGGACAGGCUGCCGCAGUACCUUUGCACGUACUGCCACACGCUGCUCCUCAAAUGCUCAUCCUUCAGAGACAUGUGUCUCCGCACGCUGGAGCUUCUCACGCCUGCGCUGCUCAAGGGGGCGCUGGACACAGAUUAUGUUCGCAAAUACCAAAACCCUCACCGGUCGCUCAACUUAACUCAAACUGAAAUCAUAAUUGUAGAGUUAAACCCAUCAGAAGAUUUAUUUCAUAAACAAAUACUGAACAAACACAUAAAUGAAGAAAGUGUUCACCUAGACACCAUCAGUGAAGCUUCUCUUGAAGCACCUGAUGUCCAAGAAGAUUUAAUUGAAAUCAGUGAUGAUGAUUCUGAACAACUCGUUUUAAAAGAUGAAAUCAGUAAGAUAAAAAAGGAGACUUCAAUUUUAAAAAAUGUCUUGUUAACUGGAAGAGUCUUAAAAAGCAAAAAAAGUAUUAAGGCACCAAAAAAGACCAAUAAAGUCUCGAAAACUGUAAAAAACAUAAACAGCAAACAGACUAAAACUAAAGUUAAGCAAAAUUUAAAGACAGGACAGGUCAAUGAAGGUAUGGAUAUUGAUAAAAAUAUAAUGGAGACAGGGAAAGAAAUAGAAAAAAUGAAAAUGUUGACAAUUGAAAUGAAGGAUAAUAAAUUUGAAUUUAAUAUUGCUGGUGAAUCUGAUGACGGUGAUGGUAAUAAUGAGCUUACCUAUGAAGUUGAAGAAGUGCCUGUAGAAUUUAAGGGAAGAAAGAAGGAAAGAAGGAUGAAAAAGCGACCUGACACUGAUUUUGCCAAAUUCGCGGGUAGCAUUAACCAUGCAUUUGUUACUUUAACCAAGGAAGAGCAACUGGAAGAAAUCGCAUCGCGUAAGAUGUCCCAGAUAUACUUGGAGGCGCCGUUUAAGUGUGAGGACUGCGGGAAAGGGUACAGCGAUGAGCCCGCCUUCAAGACCCACCUAGUCCGGCAUAGCCCGACCACGGGUCCGCGCUGCUGCGAUAUCUGCGCUGUGCGUAUACACUCGAGUGGCUUCGCCCGACACCUGGCCCGCCAUCGAAUGAAGUUCAUUUGCAAUGAAUGCAACUUCCUAUCUAGGGAUAAGGGUCAAGCGAAGAGGCAUUACGAAACACACUCGGGCAAGACCUACAACUGCCCGCACUGCGAGAAGUGGUUCAUAAAGAGCACCUCGUACUUCUCCCACUUGCGCCUGAUGCACCCGGAGCUGAAUGUGGACUGCGUGGACUGCGGCGAGACCUUCGUCAGCGAGUACGGGCUCAAGCAACACAGGAACAAGUCACACGUGAAAUCGCGUCAAUUUGUGUGCACUCUCUGCACAGCUAAGUUCAAUAGUGUCUCGGCGCUGAAGAAACACAUAGACUCGGCCGGCGAGCAUACAGGCCUGUGGCCGUGCGAGCAGUGCGGCGAGAACUGUGCGAGCGAGCAGGCGCUACAGCAACACGUGGGGGUGAUACAUCCCAGUGAGACGCAUCACUGCGAACUGUGUGACAUAACGUUCAGUAACGCGGCGGCGUUCGACACACACAAGCGCCGCAAGCACCUCGGGCAGCGGUACAAGUGCCCGACACGUAAGGAGCACCGCUGCAGAAUCAAGAACAGGGGCACAGCAUACAAACCGCACCGCACGUGCGUCUGCGACCAAUGCGGGGUUACUAUGCCGAACUCGUCACUUCUCGAAUAUCAUAAGCGCACGCAUCUCGCCGUGAAGCCAUACGCCUGUCCUCAAUGCCCGAAGACAUUUGUGAUGCGAGCCCUUCUAAAGCUACACAUGCGGUCGCACACGGGGGAGAAGCCAUUCCAGUGCUCCGAGUGUCCGCUCGCCUUCGCAGCAAAAUGCAACUUGAACCGACAUUAUAAAGUUGCACACCUGGGUGAACGCGAAUCUUUCCUGUGCCCUUUGUGCGGGCGCACGGCCACCACUAGGUCUUCAUUGAAGGUGCACAUUCGUGCGGUGCAUGGCAAAGCCGGGUGGCCCAAGCGCGAUCGCAGCAAACGCGAGAAAUGCACGCAGCUAGAUGAUGAAUAAAGGUGCACGUUCGUACGGUGCACGGCUACGCCGGAUGGCCCAAGCGGGACCGCAUCAAACGAAAGAAAAAGACAGAUGAUGAUAGAUGAUCAAUGAUUAAAUACUUCUCUUCUUCUUCCUCGCGU
Cydia splendana is the source of this 2392-nucleotide messenger RNA. Its product is annotated as zinc finger protein 354A-like. Lineage: Eukaryota; Metazoa; Arthropoda; Insecta; Lepidoptera; Tortricidae. Gene Ontology annotation, cellular component: nucleus. The coding region runs from base 84 to 2267 and encodes 727 amino acids. The record is from RefSeq and is a predicted model, not a curated record. Gene Ontology annotation, biological process: positive regulation of transcription by RNA polymerase II. Gene Ontology annotation, molecular function: zinc ion binding. The transcript is spliced from 12 exons.